GUCCCCUCGCGAUCUGAUAAUUUAGACUCGAUCGAUGUAUAUAAAACAUUCGUCUUCCGCCGUUUUCUAUUCCAACUUUCUUUUUUCAUUACCAUUUACCUUGACUGUCCCGUAUAUAUUUAUUCUGGAUCUACUGUACCUACCAUCUAUCCUAGGUUCCUAAGAUGAAAGCCUACUGGUACGAUAACCUACCUGGCGACCAACGCCUUCCCCAUGACUCCGGCCGCCCUGUUGAUGCGUCCUACCUCGCCAGUAUCGGCGUCCUUUACCGCCAUUGUCCAACCAUAUCUGCUGUAGACGCCCUAGCUGAGGAACGUGGUUACAAGAACCGUGAUGAGAUCACUGUGUCGCCCGAGAAAAUGGGCGACCUAUACGAGGAUAAAGUGAAGAUGUUCUUCCACGAGCAUUUGCACGAGGACGAGGAGAUUCGGUACAUACUUGACGGCGAGGGGUUUUUCGAUGUCCGCAGUCAGGAUGAUGAGUGGGUGCGCAUUCGGCUAGGGAAGGAGGAUUUGAUUGUGUUGCCGGCGGGCAUCUAUCAUCGGUUUACGACGGAUGAGAAUAAUUACGUGAAGGCCAUGCGUCUCUUCCAAGACGAACCGAAAUGGACUCCCCUGAAUCGCGCGCCGGAACUGGAUGCAAACCGGCAUCGAAAAGCAUACAUGGAAACUCUUGCUUCCGCGUUCUCUUAAUCCUUCGUUGAAAAUGCGACGCCGCCGCUCCCUCAUACGCUUGAUUCCAUUUCUUGUUUAGAAGAAGGGAGAAGAUAAAUGGUUUUCCUUUCACUGAACCUAUGGCCGUGGCUAUGACGCUAAUGGGACAUAUUUAACUGAUACUGAUCUGUACUACGCCGUUCCGGGUACGUUUUCUGCCCACAUAUGCAGGUAUCUUUGCUUGCUUGCGAUUGGGGUUCAUCCAUCUGCAUGGCCGGUAGGAUGAAUGGAUGAUGUGUAUGCUGUCAUGAUUUAUUCUAUUUUAUUUUAAUUUUAAUUUUUAUAUUUUAAGGGUGCAUUUGCAAUACUGUAAUGACGACGUUUUAGUAUUGUGAUGUUUGAUGGAAAAUGUGGGUUUUUUGCGCUGAGGAACUCCCUAGCGGACGGCAUAUAUCCCCUUUGGUAAUGAUUGUAUUUUUUCCCCUUGGUUGACCCUGGUUGCUUCCGGGGUAAAAAAAAGGUGACAAUGGACCCAAGCGGGUGUUAAUUCAGUUAUUUAGUUCAGGUAUAAUUUAUUCGGGAUAAUGAAGGAUCGUCCUGAUUUGUUUACUGCCGUUCGCAUGAAUCGCUCUAUUUGGAAUGACAGAAACAUCGCAACAGAAAGACCAAUGAUUAGAUAGCUAUACAAGCAAGAAGAAGACACGGAAUACACAUAGGAAAAGCUGCCAGAUACCUGCCUCCAUCUUGGAUAUUAUAAAAGGAAAAUCGUAUGCAAUAUCCCAACACGUAUGCAAAUUUAAGUAACCCCCGUUUCCCUUGUGUCUUUCCAAAAACCUUAAAACACCUAUGUCACAACUACCGGGUCUGGCAUCGAACCUGGUAUCGCAAACUGUUCCUCGCCGCCCCUCCCACCGCCUCCUCCACCACCCUGAGCACCACCAUACAACGCUGCACCCGCACUCUGUCCCGGCCCAGCGCCAACCCCACCAUCCCCAUGUGCAUUAUGCCGAUACCGCAGCCCAUCAUAUCCCAUCCCCCACCCCGACGUCCCUCUCAUGCUUCCACCACCACUUCCACCAACUCCCCCUCCCCCUCCC
Blastomyces dermatitidis ER-3 is the source of this 1750-nucleotide messenger RNA. RefSeq names its product 1,2-dihydroxy-3-keto-5-methylthiopentene dioxygenase. Gene Ontology annotation, molecular function: acireductone dioxygenase [iron(II)-requiring] activity. The coding region runs from base 165 to 692 and encodes 175 amino acids. Lineage: Eukaryota; Fungi; Ascomycota; Eurotiomycetes; Onygenales; Ajellomycetaceae. The record is from RefSeq and is a predicted model, not a curated record. The transcript is spliced from 3 exons.